Engraulis encrasicolus (European anchovy) is the source of this 4460-nucleotide messenger RNA. It is a transcript of the gene dolk, whose product is annotated as dolichol kinase. Bases 277 to 1863 code for a protein of 528 amino acids. NCBI's taxonomy places the organism in Eukaryota, Metazoa, Chordata, Actinopteri, Clupeiformes, Engraulidae. Gene Ontology annotation, molecular function: dolichol kinase activity. The transcript has 3 exons. Gene Ontology annotation, cellular component: endoplasmic reticulum membrane. The record is from RefSeq and is a predicted model, not a curated record. Gene Ontology annotation, biological process: dolichyl monophosphate biosynthetic process.
UCAGCCGAUGUAGGCACAUUGUUGUCAGCUGGAAUGUCAAGACGAUGAGUGCAUCCUAUUGACAAUUACAAGAGUUCAGUCGUGCAUUGAACUUGCAGGUUUUGGAAGGUCAUGGCGUAUCCUGAUAUGAGAAUCUGACCUCUGCAUUCCCCUUUCUCUCUGUGUUGAUGCGUCACACCUGCUGAAUUCUCCCCAUACCCCUCUAGCUUACCCCCCCACCCCCUUUUUUUUCGUUUCCUUUGUUCCCCCCCACUCUCCUGCCUCGUUCCUGAUACCAUGCAGACCAAUCCGGUGUACGUAGAGUCGGCCGUGGUGUUUGCCAUGGUGCUGUUUGUGCACGCGGCCGUGUGGACGCCCUUGUCCUGGUGCUGUGUGGCGCUGGCCAUCCAAGCCUUCUACGUGCAGCACAAGUGGGACCGUCUGCUCCGGAGCGGCUCGGCCGUCUUCCAGUUCCGCCCGGGAGCCAGCAGCGGCGUCCUGCCGGCCAGCAUGGUCAUGCCCCUCCUGGGCCUGGCGUUGCGCAGUCGCUGCAUCAUGGCGGGCAACGUGAGCAUGGAGCGCUUUGGCCUGGUGGUGACGGUGACGGGCAUGAUGCUGGCGUUGUUCGUCUCACUGAUCGCGCUGGGUGUGACGCGGCCCGUGCCCACCAACACCUGCGUGAUUGCCGGCAUUGCGGGCAGCGCCAUCCUGUACUGCACCAAGCACACGCUGACUGUGUCCGAAGUGAUAGAGGUGCUGGAGGUGCUGCUGAUCUUUGUGUACCUGAGUCUGAUUCUGCUCUACCUGCUGCCGCGCUGCUUCACGCCAGGCGAGGCCUUACUGGUCAUCGCGGCCAUCAGCUUCAUCAUCAACCAGCUCAUCAAGCGCUCGCUCAGCUCCACGGCGCCUGAGACACGGGCCGAGCCCCUGCAGUACUACCUGCCCGUGGUGGUGAUUGGCUGCCUGCUGCUGGGGACCAUCUUUGCCCUGCUUUUCCUCUUCCUGGAGCCUGGCACCUGGGCCGGGUCGCUCUUCUUCCACGUGCUGGUGUUCGUGCUGGGGCUGGGCUUGUUGAUGCCCUGGCUGUCUCUGCUCACCAACACGCACCCCAUCGCCUGGAUCAUUUACUUUUUAACGGCGGACAACAGAAGGCUGUGGUUGCUGGGCUACUGGGCGCUGCUGGCUCUGGCGGCCGUGGCGGUGGUCAUGCAGCAGAACCAGCGUCAGAGAAGGUCGUCGGGUUGCGGCAAGAAGGAGGGUGCGUCCACGGCGGUGCGAAAGGCCUUCCAUGUGGUGACGGUGAUGACCUAUGUGCCGGGCCUGGUGCUGGAUAGGCCUCUGCUGCACCUGGCCUCGGCCGGCUGCCUGGGCGUCUUCCUCUUCCUGGAGUUUGUGCGCUUCUUCCGGAUCCUUCCGCUGGGGCCGCACCUGCGCAGGCUGCUGACGCACUUCCUGGACGAGCGUGACAGCGGCCCCCUGGUGCUCACGCACAUCUAUUUACUGGUGGGGGUGUCCUUGCCGCUGUGGCUCACCCCAGGGCCGUGCGUGCCCAAGGGCGGGAUGCCAGGAGCGGGGGGCUUGCUGCCCUACGCAGGGGUGCUCUCGGUGGGCGUGGGCGACGCGGUGGCGUCCGUGUUUGGGAGCUCGGUGGGGGAGAUCCGCUGGCCGGGCACCAAGAAGACCAUGGAGGGCACGGCCACCUCCGUCUUUGCCCAGGUCAUCGCGGUGGCCAUUUUCCUGCUGGCAGACGGUAGUCUGAACCUGAACACCAGCUACUCCUGGGUGGUGGGCUCCAUCUCCAUAGUGGCCAUGCUAGAAGCCUACACCUCUCAGAUCGACAACCUGCUGCUGCCACUCUACCUGCACAUACUGCUGCUGUUGUAACAGCGGAGAACAUACUGCUGCUGCAAGAGUGGAGAAGUGAAGAUCUUCAGACUUCUCAUCAGUGGUAGAGAUGGAGUCAGCUGAUUUUGUAACAGUGGAACACUCAACCCAUACUGUAAAAUACACUCCAGGAAGACAAGACUGGCUGAAGUACCUGUUUUCAGCAUUCUUUAAGUCUUGUUGUCCUGGGGUUUCAAGACCAUCGUGUCACUGCAAGCUGUGGCCUACAGGAUAUAGCACUGCACGUGACAAAUAAGUACUCUACAGCUUUAUUCCUAUACACCAUUAUCAUAUAAAUCCAAUACUUUGCUCUCUUCUUAUGAUGAAAACAGAGUCUAAAUGGAUUGGCAAGGCUGGUCAUGAACGUGUUUGCAGUUUGCACACGUACAUACACACUACUGGACUUGCUUAGCUUUGGGGUGGCUGUGCUGUCAAGCAAGCUCAGGCUACAAGCUUAUCAGAUGAGAAGGAGACUUUCAUUUUAAUGAUGGUAUCUGCUACCCAUUUUGAAUAGCUGGAGGCUGUUGAGGAGCCAGGUGUCUACCUGAUGAACACUAAUGAUAUCCCAGAUGGUUCAAGAUUUUCUGAAGGGGACUACUGUUCACAAGGAUAAGGCACAAGUCAUUCAACUGUGGUUUUUAAAUCUUCACAGUAUUAUUACUAUUGUUUAUAUUCAUCUAAUUGCUCGCAUUACAAAUGUAGAAACAAAUAUGUGCACACACAUGAUCUGAUGACCUCCCUUUUCUUCAUUUCAAACUUUGAAAUUUGCCUAUGAAGAACACACAUCUACUACCUGCAUUUUCAUUGCCUGCUCGUUUUGUGUGUUGUUUUUCGAUUUAAUACUUUCUAUAACUACUGUAUUCUUCAUUCGCCACCUGCCUUCAUGGUUUUCAAUGUACUGGCCAAGGGUUUUGCCUUGAAGUCUAUUUUAUAUGAACAUUACACUGUAAUAGGCAGACCAAUUUCAGCACCUUAGGGUGUUUUCAAACCUGGUCCCUUUGAGCCAUUUAACUGAACUCAGACCUGUGACUCAGCAUUUUCUGUGCACAUGCGAACACUCCAACAAAAUAUACCCAGACCCCUCAGACGCGAACCGUACUGUUAGCUUAUGAGUCCUGGCAAGUUACACUUAUGACUAGGUGUAAUCACAUAACGAGAGCUCUAAACUAGAGGGCUGGGUGUAAUCAAAAAGGGGACUGACACCAUUAACGGGACAAGAAAUAGCAGCUGGUUCUUUUGUAAUGCACUCACAAUAGUUAAAAAAAAACAGAACAGAGUCCUUUUGCUGUCAGUUCACUUUUUUGUGUACUGAAAGAUGACUGUGUUUGGCAGGGGACUAGAUAUGAAAAUACCCUUAAUCUCCAGAUAGCACCAGCAAUAGGCAGCUACCUGGUAGGGGUGAGGUUGGUUGCAUGUAAAUAUGACUGUAGAUAGUAAUAAUGUGCACGUUGGUUAGUUACAGUAGGUGGUAAUAACUGUGAAGGUGUGGGCACAUAUGCCAAAUGAAUAAAGACAGGGUCUGAAUCCUCUAUACAUCGCUGGUUCCAUGUUUCCUGUUCUUGGUGACGUGUACGCAGCAAAUGGCUGAAUGAUUGCAAUAAGCCCAAACCAGCAUGGCUCUAAUUUUCUAAUGAUGAAUAUUCAGGAAAAGUGGAGGUGUCUUUCUUGGUCUCUCCUGCUUGAUGUCAGUGGUGGCAGUGAACGUACUACUAUACGUAGUAACCAUUCAGCUGUAAAAAAAAAAACAAGACCAUUAUAACCAAGCAAUGUAAUUUCUGAGAGACUCACAUAGUACAUGGACCGACCCAAUCACGUCUCUGUUGUAUGGUUUGCAUUUUUUUUGUGUGACAAAUCGGUGUGCUGUGCAUUAUGAGAUAAUUUUGUCUCUUAAAAAUAAGUGUUUUUGUAUUAUGGUUAUAAUUAUGACUAGUAUUAUUAUUUAUUAUGAUUGCUACUUUGUAAAUGAUUACAAUGAUUGCAGUGUGUUAACUUACUUUGUGUCAGAAAUAGCUUUUCUAUAAAGGAUCUUCUGCCCUGUCUUACAUCCACCUCCAAAGCCUUCCUUGCUUUUGCCUUGUUAAAAGACAGGCAGGAUUGUAUUAGGGUCUGUGAAAAUAUAAUGUUGAGUAUUCUUUUUAGAUCAGGACUAAAAUGCUUUUUCUGUGUGUCUCAUUAUGGCUCAUAUGUCAGCCUUAUGUUCGCACCAUUUCAUUUCAAGUUGCUCAUUGCUACCCCAUGUCAAGAUGGGUGUAGAUGGAUAUAGAAAAGCAGGGCUAGAUUGCUGUUGCUAUGAUCAGCUGUAUCCAGGCAACACAAAGCUCUCUUACAUCUCUCCAGCAGGUAGCCAGUUCUCUUUCUUCAGCGGCUUUUAUUUUCUAUGUUGCUGGAGCCUCUGCUGCCACUCAUACCCCAUUUCAUUAUUGAUAAGCCUGGCAUGCCAAUGUCACCCGUUGUUAAGAGAUCAUUGUGGUGUCAUUAUGGGAUGUAGGCCUAGGCGCCGUCAGCAUGCUUUAGUGCUGUUCUCCUGUAGAAUACUACACAGCUCUGUCUGAUGCCUGGGGGGAAGGCAUGCUGAAUAAAGGACAAAAUAUUUUGAA